Lathyrus oleraceus (garden pea) is the source of this 2238-nucleotide messenger RNA. RefSeq names its product zinc finger BED domain-containing protein RICESLEEPER 2-like. The record is from RefSeq and is a predicted model, not a curated record. The coding region runs from base 1 to 2238 and encodes 745 amino acids. Gene Ontology annotation, molecular function: DNA binding; protein dimerization activity. NCBI's taxonomy places the organism in Eukaryota, Viridiplantae, Streptophyta, Magnoliopsida, Fabales, Fabaceae. The transcript is spliced from 5 exons.
AUGUCGUUUUGUACUACUCCCUCAACCCUCCUCUCUCAUUCACUCUCGCUCAGUAUUUCUCUCACCGCAACUUGGAGAAACCCUAGCAGCUCCUCUCCACUCACCGCUCAUCGUCACUCAUCGCCACCACAACUCCACCCAAAAGAACAUCGACCCACCACCAUUAACUCCACCUCGGCGAACACCACCACCACCACUCUCAUCUCUUUUUUUCACGGACUUUCACGACGAGAAACAACAUUUGAACUUUGGUGUUCUAAGUACUCUUCUUGUUUUGGUGUGGUUAUUGUUGUCUCUGUUCUGUCUCUUUACAAUUCUUUUUUAUUGACUGGUGAGCCUAAUCAAAAUCUACCAAUUAAUGAAGUAGGUUCAGCUAUGCAACCUAUAAAGAAGAGGAAAUGUAGUGCAAGUGAUGGUAAAUUGGUUCAAGUUAGCUCUAGAUUUGACAAGAAAGCUUGUAGAAGUGCUUUGCCAGUUUUUGUAGUUCUAGAUGAGCAGCCAUUUAGUGCAGUAGAGGGUGAAGGGUUUAAAUUUUAUUCCAAAGUAAUGCAACCCCAAUUUACCAUCCCAUCUAGGCGUACGGUAGCUAGGGACUAUUUUCAGCUAUACUUGGAUGAAAAACAAAAGUUAAAGGCCUUUUUUAAGUCUGAUUGCAAUAGGGUAGCACUUACUACUGAUUGCUGGACUUCUAUACAAAAUCUCAACUACUUGACCCUUACGGCACACUUUGUGGAUAACGAAUGGAAGUAUCAAAAAAGAAUUAUAAGCUUUACCGUAAUUCCAAACCACAAAGGUGAAACUGUAGGUAGGAAGAUUGAAAAAGUGUUAAGGGAUUGGGGAAUUAGGAAUGUGUCAACCAUAACUGUUGAUAUUGCCACUUCAAAUGAUGUUGCUGUGACAUAUAUAAAGAGAAAAAUAACAAAUAUGAAUGGGUUAAUGGGGGAUGGAAACUGUUUUCAUAUGAGGUGUUCAACUCACAUUUUGAACUUGGUGGUAAAUGAGGGUUUGAAAGAUAAACAUUUAUCUGUAACUAGUGUUAGAGAUGUUGUUAGAUUUGUUAAGUCCUCACCUCAUAGGGCAGCCAAGUUUAAAGAAUGCAUUGAAUUUGCUGGAAUAACUUGCAAAAAAUUAGUAUGUCUUGAUGUUUCAACUCGUUGGAACGCGACAUAUUUAAUGCUAGAGGCUGCGGAGAAGUUUCAACUCGCUUUUGAGAAGCUUGAGGAUGAAGAGUCGAGCUAUAGGGAGUUCUUUGGAAAAGGUAACCCCCCUAGUAAUGAUGAUUGGGACAUUGCUAGGGCUUUUAGCACUUUCCUAAAGUUAUUCUAUGAAGCAACUAAGACUUUUUCCACCUCUCAAAAUGUGAGUUUGCAUACUUGUUUUCACCAAGUGUCUGCCAUUUAUUGUGAGUUAAAGCAAGCUACUUUGAACUUAAAUGAUUUUUUUGCAAGUGUGGGUGGAGAUAUGAUGGAAAAAUAUAAUAGAUAUUGGGGAAGUCCUGAUAAGAUGAACAAGAUGAUAUAUUUUGGUAUUAUUCUUGAUCCAAGAUACAAGUUGAGUUACAUUGAGUGGGCGUUUAAGGACAUGUAUGAAGUUGGAUCAAAGUUUGGCAGUGACUUGGUAAAAUAUAUAAAAGAGAAUUUACAAAAGUUGUAUGAUUGGUAUAAGCAAGCUUAUGACCAAGAACAUAAUUCCAUACAGCCUCUUGGUAGUGGUAGAAAUAAUGUCUCCAAUGAUGAAACAAAUGCAUCUGCUGCCCGUUCAUCACUUAUGGCUAGAGCCGAUGCUUUUGAGAAACAUUUAGAGGAGCAAGACUCGAUUGAUCAACAAAAUGAGCUUGAGGUGUAUAAUUCUAGUAAGUGUGUCAAAAGGGAUCCUAACUUUGACAUUCUUGUGUGGUGGAAACGUAAUUCAAUCGAAUAUCCUAUUUUAUCUACAAUGGCUAAAGAUAUUUUAGCCACACCAGUGUGUACUGUUGCUUCUGAAAGUGCUUUUAGCACAGGAGGGAGAGUCAUAGAAACCUAUAGGAGUUCUCUAACUGCUGAAAUGGCCGAGGCUUUAAUUUACAUCCAGAAUUGGUUAAGGCCUUCUUUUACCUAUUUCAAAGAUAUGAAUCUCAUGGAAGAUUUUGAGUUUUCAGAAUAUAUUGUAACAGAGUUUCAACAAAUGUCUUUAGCAGCAAAAGGAGUAUCAGGUGUCUCAUCAUCACAGUCUCAGCCACAACCUUCGGGUUGUGCUUGA